Penicillium atrosanguineum is the source of this 732-nucleotide messenger RNA. It is a transcript of the gene mog1, whose product is annotated as Ran GTPase-binding protein MOG1. The record is from RefSeq and is a predicted model, not a curated record. Gene Ontology annotation, biological process: protein import into nucleus. Gene Ontology annotation, molecular function: guanyl-nucleotide exchange factor activity; small GTPase binding. The transcript is spliced from 2 exons. Gene Ontology annotation, cellular component: nucleus. The coding region runs from base 1 to 732 and encodes 243 amino acids. NCBI's taxonomy places the organism in Eukaryota, Fungi, Ascomycota, Eurotiomycetes, Eurotiales, Aspergillaceae.
AUGGCGCAGACCGUGGAGCAAGAUUUUUUCGGCGGGGCCAUCCGAGGCAUUGUGCCGCAGCGCUGGAUCGAUGCAAGCAAUCUCCGCGAAAUUCCAGACCACCAAGAGAUAUUUCUCUCGCCAGAAUCUCUCUCCAACAUGAUUGUCGAGAUCAACCAGCGCGUGAGCAAAGAAGACGCCCUAAGCACCUUCGCCACUCUCAGCCACCAGCACCCAGCCCUCGCAGCCGGCAGCGGCAGCGUAUCCAGCGCAACGCCCGAAUCCCUCGACCAAGCAGCCGCGCUGUACCAUCUGCAUGAUCUCUGUGACGAGGGCGACGCCAUGCAAAUUGUGACUCCGCCUCAGCGUGUGAAUUCGUCUCGUCUGGGCGUAUCUGCACCUCCCGGUAGUGUGGUUAGUGCGUACAAGGGUAUUGUGCAAUUCAAGACAGCGUCUCGCAAGCGCGGCGCGCGGACCGCGGAUGGGAGUAAUGCUUCUGCUGUGGAUUCGGCGGUUGCCGGGGCGUCAGUUGAUGGGGAGGCAGGGUUGACUUCUAAAAUGACGUGCCAUUAUUUACUGGUUAGACUUGAGAGCCAGGAGACGGAUCUUUUGGUCUUCUUCAAUGUGCCGCAUGAGGAGUUUGAUAAGAGUGGGGAUGUGCAGGGGUUGUCGAAGGAGGAGAGUGUUGCAGAGGAAACUGUGGGAGUGUUGGCAGAGAAUUUGGAGAUCCGGGAUUGGGGGCUUUUUGUUUGA